Molecule: messenger RNA, 2793 nt
Organism: Passer domesticus (house sparrow)
Lineage: Eukaryota; Metazoa; Chordata; Aves; Passeriformes; Passeridae
Gene: KCTD7
Product: potassium channel tetramerization domain containing 7
Exons: 6
Coding region: 408-1346 (312 amino acids)
Biological process (GO): positive regulation of transporter activity; membrane hyperpolarization; protein homooligomerization
Cellular component (GO): plasma membrane
Molecular function (GO): protein binding
Source: RefSeq, a predicted model, not a curated record
GAUGGGCCCGUGCGUGACGCGGGGGCGCGGCCGCUCCCCCGGGCCGGGCCGGGCCGGAGCGCAGCCGCAGCGCGGGCGGGCAGCAGGUGAGCAAGGGCGGGGACAGCCGGGCCGUCCCCUCAGCCCUCCCUCAUCCCCUCCAUCCCCGGCGGGAGUUUCCCCGCGGCCGGGCUCCGCUACCGACCCGCGGCAGGAGGACUCUGCUCCUGUCAGCACAGCUCUGUUUCACUGCUCCCUGGGUGAACAGGUGAACCAGCCUAGAGAGGGACUGCACUCACCUUUUCAUGAACGUCAAAAAACAGGUUCCACUUGUCAGUCAUUGAUCUUUUUAUUGCCACUGAGCUUGUUCUCAAAAUCCUGGUCUGGUGAUGGCCUGAACCUCAUUUUUGAGGGGUUGUUCUGUGUGGAUGUUCCAAUGGCAGAGGAGCACUGCCACGGCCUCCUACCCAGCAGAGCUGCUCCCCAGAGCCAGAGGGAUGGUGGUAGUCACGGGGCAGAGCAAAGUGAGUGCCACCCCGGAUGAUGCCAUGUCGAGCUCGGAUGCAGAGGAUGAUUUCCAAGAGCCGGCCACUCCCACCGCCACCCAGGCAGGACAAGCGCUACCUCUGCUGCCCCAGCAGUUCCCAGAAGUUGUCCCACUGAACGUGGGGGGGAUGUUCUUCACCACCAGGCUGUCCACGCUGCGCAGGUACGAGGACACCAUGCUGGCAGCCAUGUUCAGCGGCAGGCACUACAUCCCCACGGACGCUGAGGGCAGGUACUUCAUCGACAGGGAUGGCACCUACUUCGGAGACAUACUAAACUUCCUACGAUCUGGUGACCUGCCCCCCCGAGAGCGAGUGAGGUCAGUGUACAAGGAAGCUCAGUAUUAUUCCAUAGGACCCUUGCUAGACAAUCUAGAGGAUAUCCAGCCUCUUAAAGGAGAAAAAGUUAGACAAGCUUUCCUGGGCCUAAUGCCAUAUUACAAAGACCACUUGGAGCGGAUCAUCGAGAUAGCCCAGCUGCGAGCCAUGCAGAGGAAGGCGCGGUUUGCCAAGCUGAAGGUGUGCGUGUUCAAGGAGGAGAUGCCCAUCACUCCCUACGAGUGCCCCCACUUCAACUCCCUGCGCUUCGAGCGCAGCGAGAGCGAGACCAAGCUCUUUGAGCACCACUGCGAGGUGGACGUGUCCUUCGGGCCCUGGGAGGCCGUGGCCGACGUCUACGACCUGCUGCACUGCAUCGUCACCGACCUGUCCGCGCGCGGCAUCACCGUGGACCACCAGUGCAUCGGCGUGUGCGACAAGCACCUCAUCAACCACUACUACUGCAAGCGCCCCAUCUACGAGUUCAAGAUCACCUGGUGGUGAGCCAAGCAAAGGGCCAAAGGGCUCCCAGAGGACAAGUGGGCUUUCAAGGUCGCCUGCUGGUGGGUGUGGUGGCACAUCGAGGGGUGAAAGGACUUCUACAGAACAAAUUCUUUCAAGAUCGCCUUGUGGUGGCACAUUGAGGGGUGAAAGGACUCCCAGAGGACAAAUGUUCUUUCAAGGUUGCCUUGUGGUGAGUGUGGUGGCACAUCGAGGGGUGAAAGGACUUCUAGAGAACAAAUUCUUUCAAGAUCGCCUGGUGGUGAGUGUGGUGGCACAUCGAGGGGUGAAAGGACUGCUAAAGGAUAAAUCUUCUUUCAAGAUUGCCUGGUAGUGAGUUGUGGUGGCACAUCGAGGGGUGAAAGGACUUCUAGAGAACAAAUUCUUUCAAGAUCACCUUGUGGUGAGUGUGGUGGCACAUCGAGGGGUGAAAGGACUGCUAAAGGACAAAUGUUCUUUCAGGAUCAUCUGGUGGUGAGUUGUGGUGGCACAUCGAGGGGUGAAAGCACUCCUGGAGGACAAAUCUUCUUUCAAGGUCACCUUGUGGUGAGCGUGGUGGCACAGCAAGAGGUGAAAGACUUCUUGAGGACAAAUUCUUUCAAGGUCACUUUGUGGUGGCUGUGGUGGCACAUCGAGGGGUGAGAGGACUCCUGAAGGACAAAUGUUCUUGGCAGUUGCCUUGCUGCUCACAUUCCCUGGGAUCAGCCUGCUGGCAGGGGUUGGGAACACCUCUGGAAACUUGAAAAACCAGCCUGAAAUCAGACUGUUGGCUCAGGUACCUUAACGAGGCACAAAACAAAAUCACCUCAUGCAAAGGGUGGAGGGGAGUGGCUGAACAUCUGCUGAAAGGUGCCACCAACCACGUGGCUUCAGGAUGGAAUUGCAGAUUUUUCCUGCAUUUUUGGGAAUCUGGGGUGCUACUAAAGCUGACAUUUCAGUUUUACCCUCUUAGAAAUGUUUUAGUUCCUCCUUCAGCUUUAUAAAGUUUGAGUCACACCCAGCACAAAGAUCUGGAAAUGUCAUUUUGAUGUACUAGAUAACUAAAAAAAAAAAAAGGAAUAUUCCUUAUAUAUUAUUAAUUGUUGUCAGGAUUAAGCUGUAUUUCUUUUUUAAUUAAGAAUCUAUGUUGUGAAUUAUAAUGUUGUACUUCAAUUAUUUCUGUUGUUAUCAAAAGGAAUAGCAGAUCUGGAAUAUAUUCCUUAAUGCUUUUAGGAAUAAUAACUGUUCAUGGAAGACUUGUGCCUGUUUUUAGCCUUAGAAAUUUUAAAUGUUUACAAUAUCUACAAAAAAAAGCUCUUUAGAAUCAGGUCAUUUGCAAAGGCUUUUGGUAAAUGAGAAAACCCUGUCUGUAUGUUCCUAUCAGCAGUAGUAAGAGGAAUAUUUAAUGUAUAUUAUUUUAUUACUGACUCUUUUUACAUUCUGUGAUAUUAAACUUUAUUUUAGACUUAAA